This is a messenger RNA of Nicotiana tabacum (common tobacco), 603 nucleotides long. Its product is annotated as heavy metal-associated isoprenylated plant protein 20. The record is from RefSeq and is a predicted model, not a curated record. Gene Ontology annotation, molecular function: metal ion binding. Lineage: Eukaryota; Viridiplantae; Streptophyta; Magnoliopsida; Solanales; Solanaceae.
UCCUCCUUCAGCCACCCGCACCCACACUCUUAUUUCUUCUUCUGGGAAAAUAGAAAAGGGAAUAAUUAAUUAUAAGGAAGAGGUAAGAAACAAAAAAAAAUGGGGUUUAUGUAUCAUAUAUCAGAAAUAUGUGAAGUUUCAAGUAAAAGAAAGAGUAAAAAACACAAAACCAUGCAGACAGUUGAAAUAAAGGUAAAAAUGGACUGCGAUGGCUGUGAAAGGAAAGUCAGAAAUGCGGUUUCCUCCAUUAAAGGCGUGAAAUCAGUGGAAAUAAACAGAAAAGAUAGCAGGGUGACAGUGACUGGUUAUGUAGAAAAAAGCAAGGUAUUAAAGAAAGUACAGAAAACUGGAAAGAAAGCUGAAAUCUGGCCAUAUAUUAAAUAUAAUUUAGUAUCAAAUCCUUAUGCUGUUGGAGUAUAUGAUAAGAAGGCACCUUCUGGUUAUGUCAAGAUUGAUCCUCAAGCUCUUCAAAUUCCAAAUACCCCUUCUGAGAUAUUCACUUCUAUGUUUAGUGAUGAAAACCCUAAUGCUUGUUCAAUUAUGUAAAUUUGUCUUGGAAAAUUAGUACAAUAUAGUAAAAAAGAAGGGAUUCUUACACAAAUA